This is a messenger RNA of Helicoverpa zea (corn earworm), 2126 nucleotides long. RefSeq names its product ubiquitin-like protein 7. The coding region runs from base 339 to 1667 and encodes 442 amino acids. The record is from RefSeq and is a predicted model, not a curated record. Gene Ontology annotation, cellular component: cytosol. The transcript is spliced from 9 exons. Gene Ontology annotation, molecular function: polyubiquitin modification-dependent protein binding. NCBI's taxonomy places the organism in Eukaryota, Metazoa, Arthropoda, Insecta, Lepidoptera, Noctuidae. Gene Ontology annotation, biological process: ubiquitin-dependent protein catabolic process.
CUUAACUGACCUUUUUGUUAAUUGGUAAUAGUAACACAUCAUACUUCACAAGAUGACCGCCAUCAUAACUUGCGCGUACGCUUGUCUGUGUAUUUUGGUCAUUUUUGUGUAAUUCCUAGCAAAUAAAUAUUUGAUUCUAGUAGACCCGCUUUCCAGUAAAAAGUAUUUUGUUUAAUUUUCCUGUUGUAAUGUAUUUCAAAGCAUAACAACAAGAAAAUUAAACAUAACUUGUUACCGGCGAACGGGUAUAUUGGGAACUAUGCUUAUGUUUAUAAAUAUAUAUAGGUACGUAUACGUAUGUAUAGCACACGUCAUAUACUUCUGGUCGCAAACUCCAGAUGGCGCUUCAAAGUUGCUUGCAUAAAAACUGCGCGAGAGGGCUCUCUUUUUCCAUAGUAUUAUUUUACUCUUUGGGUGGUGGUGUGGCCAGGCAGGGCGUGGCGUGUGGCGGAGGCAUUAAAAGAAGAGGUAUAAUUACAGUUUUAGCCAUGGAUAGUCAGCCUUGCAUAUUUCUGGGCAUCAAAAUCAAACCUGGGCCAAUAGAACGCUAUAAAGUUGAAAACUUCACCCUUGAUAAUACCGUGGACAAUCUGAAGUCUGAAGCUGAAAAAAAGACAAAUGUACCGUCUACGUCUCUUGAACUAAUACACCAUGGCAAGAUUUUGAAAGGUGACCUCACUCUCCAAGACAGUGGUGUUAAAAAUGGGGAGAUGGUCCACGUGGUGAAGAAGAAAGUGCAAACAACUACCACAGCUACUCCAUCAUAUUCAGACGCUGAGCUGCAACAACUUAAUACUUCCUUGAGAACGUUGGGAUGCACUCCCAAUGCCCCUGGGUGGACUAGGGCAAUGCAGCUAUUAAAUGACGAUUCCGCAAUGAAUGAGAUAGUGGAACAAGCACCUGGCAUAGGGGAGGAUUGUGUGGCCCUUUCUAUCUUACACGAAGUGGAGUUGUUGGCUGCCCUGGGUGCUAAUGUCCACACUAUGAGGAGGGGAGCUAACGCCCAUCCUGAGCUGCCAGCAGCGUUGCGGCAUCUAACGCGCCUUGUUCGCUCACGAUCUAACACUACGUCGUCUACAGAGAGCGUGCCCACAUCAGGAUUUGCGUAUUCAUUAGAAGCAUUGUCAGAAGACGAAGAUGCUGAUGAGGAAGAGACUGAAGAUGGUGAGAGGAACCCCAUCACUCACGAGCAGUUUGCUGCUGCCCUACAGGCUGCAACAGAAGCAGUAUCGUCUUCGAGCAGCCGCGGUGCUGGCAGCAACGACAGUUUGCUGAGGCUGCUGCAGUCUGCCGGCGAGUCCAGCAGAACCACGUCAUCAGCCACCGAGUCUGGCACGCCUACUGGCGUAGCUCCAACGCGGUCGCUGAUAACUCCGGAGAUGUUCAGCGAGGCUAUAUCCGAAGCUAUGAACCGAGCCAGCAGCACCAGGAACACUGCUGGCACUCCUAUGGAACAAAGCACGGCUGCUUCGUCAUCACAAAGUCCAGUGCAAGCGAGAGAAGUUCCCACUGUCCCCACUGGUGAAGACUUCACAACCCAGCUCAACCACAUGCAUGAAAUGGGACUGGUGGAUGACGCUCUCAAUAUACGGGCGCUGCUUAUUUGUGCAGGUGAUGUAAAUGCAGCCAUAAACUUGGUUUUCAGUGGAGCAAUCGGUGAUGAUUAGAUUUUAUAUUAUUUAUAUUAAUUGAACUGCUGAAGCAUUCUCCCACAAUUUCACACGAUGGAAUUUGUUUUCAUAAAUAUCGUCACUCAUUUGCUCUUGUCGAAAACAGUCUCAUAAAAUAUUAUUUCAGUAUAGCCUUAUUUUGUGGCACAAGUAUUUUAAACUUAUUUGUUGAGUAUUUAUUUCAAUAUCGGAUGUAUAUCAAUGCUCCACAAUUUAAGUGAAGUUCCUCAUAAAUCACUCGCAUCUUUGGAAAAUAUUGACCCUUUAUUAGGAGGUGAAACUAAUUAUUUAUUAUAAUUUGUUUCUUGUGAAAUAUGUGCCAAUAACUUUGUAUAAGAGCAAAUGAAUGAGGUCUAGUUGAUCUAUUGGGAAUGGAUCAACAUUUCUUUGAAUGAAAAAGGGUCCUUAUUUUGUGGUAUGUAUGUGAUUACUAUAAUAAAUAUUGAAACAUUCAUA